AUGAAUUCGCCGAUCUCCAGCAGUGCCUCGAUAAAUGAGCUCCUCAUCCCGCCACAGUCCGACACAGCGCUUGAAGUUCAGCUUGACUUGGAGAGGAAGAGUAGCAUCAGUCGGUUGAAGGAGUUCUACUUACGAAGGCUCUCGCAAAGCGAAACUGCUGCGGUUUCACGGCUACGGGCGAAGUCGACAACUUUCUCCAGCCCACGACGGUCGCCAAGGAUCCUGCCACGUGAGACCGAAUGGGAGGUGGCCAGCAGCAAAGGCUUCAGCAAGGCCUCCGAGACUUGCUCGAGUGUGCAGACAUCUCCGUCCUCGAAUCCACAAGAGUGUACCAAAGCUGUACCUCGCAAGAGCAUGGCUGACCUGGAUGCGAAGCUUGAGACUGUGAUGGCUGCUCUGGAAAGUAGGAUUCUGGAGUGCCUCGAGCCGAACGCAAUGCGUCAUCUGAAGCAGCUCAGGCACCACAUUGAAACGGCAUUGCGCUGGACAACGCCAGAUGUCAGCUUCAUCGGGGAGGAAACUGCCCAGCAGGUGAAGCAAUUGAACGGAACGGCCCGUGUUUUGGCACCUGGCGUGUACGUGUUUUCCAAGCGUGCCGAGCACUUGAUCGUCCAGAAGGAGAGAUAUCUGAAAAAGAUUGCCAAGAAAUUAGUCGUCAACGAGGCUUGCAUUGGGGCUCUUGGGGCCAACAACUUGAGCUGGAGGGUUCCUCCAUCCCAGUACAACCCUGCGUCCACCAUCGUCAGUGAACUGGACAGCGAGUGUGGUACGGCUACCAUCUACGCCGACACAGUUGUCACAUGGGAUGGCCCAGACGUCGGCAACAUGCAAGAGGUGAACGAGUACCUCGCAUUGAAGACUGAAGAUGAGCAGCGGCGCUGGUUCUAUUCGCAGUGCCUCGCCGCAAAGAUGAAUGCAGCAGAUCAGGCAAAAGCAAGAAAGACGUUGGUCUCUGACCUCUACCUGAAAGUGAAGCUUGGGUCCUACGAGCGCGGGCAGGAUUUCUUGGCCCGGGCCAAUGUCCCGGACAAGUUAGCGAAGGAUUUAGCAGAUCCGUAUUGUGAUCCUUCCGUGCGACUCUGCGUGACACGCCUGCUUGGGUUUAUCGCAGGACGAAGCGCUGCAUCAGCACAACUUCUUCUCAGCAGUCAUGAGGCACCGUUUCCACAGUCGAUUGCUGGCAUGCUCGACAGCCGAGAUGUUUCGGAGAGGCUUUGUGCGAUCAAUGCUUGGGCCACUGCUUCGCUGCAGUCUGAGGGCCUCAGCUUCUUUCUGAGGUGGACGCCGUUGCUGCAGGAGAUGGUGUCCCUGGUCAGCGCAACGCAGAAUGAAGUGGCCAAGGCGGCCAUGGAUGCCUGGGCCACGAUUCUGCAGGACCGAGUGCCGAUCACUGAUAGCAUUGACGAGGCAACAAACGUCUGCGGCAUAUCUCAGAUUCUCGUGUCAGUUUCGUCAUGCUUUUGCCAGGAGCCCGCGGAUUGGCAGCAGUUCUAUGUGAACUAUGAGGAACUGAAGCAGGCCGUGAUCAACAUGGCAGAGGAGGAAGAAGAAGACCCGUGUUCCGGACGAGGCCGCCUCAUGACGGCAGACAUGUUGGAUGACACGACAAAGAUGGGGCGCUUUCAGGGGAUGCUCCGUGCAGAGCUGAACAAGGUGAAUGACUUUGCAUGCGUGAAGCACGAGGACAUUUUCCUCGGCCUCCGGAAGGUGUGCGCUCAGUGCAAGAAGCUGCAGCCAGACGAAAUACAGAACAAGGCCGCGAACAUUCGAGAGCUUGGCGAGCAAAUUGUCCACCUAGAUUCGUUUGUACGGCUGAACUACGUGGGUUUCCAGACGCUCACUGAGAAGUUCGACGACCUCCUGGGCACAGCUGGCAGUGCGCUUUUUGUGUCAGGUCUUCACUGCGAGCCUUUCUGUAACAUUCGCUUCGAUGACAUUUUGAUUCUGCUGGGAUUGGCAUGGGCGCUGUGGCGCACGGCGCAAUCCUCUGAGCAAAGCAAGGAUGCGACCUGGAAGCCGCCCGAGAGCUUCAUCCGGAACACGUCGAAAUAUUGGGUAGCACCCGAGAACGUGGUCCUGUUGAAGACUCGCAUCGUGGAACACCUGCCGUAUCUGAUCUUCGGCGCAUCUCAAACAGAGCAAGAAAAGCUUCUGGAACCUUUCGCGCUCUUGGAUCUGGAGUAUGACGGCCUUGAUGACCAGAAGGCUCUCAGCGCCUACUCGGGCACAAUGGAGGAGUCGCAGCUUCUCAGCUCGGUGUACUUCGACAGUCCGGAGGCAACGAGCUACCAGGAGCGGAUCCGCCGCGAAGAGGGCGCCCGACUGGUCAGGUUUCGAUGGUAUGGCGAGAAUAGCCAGGAGCCCGACAAAGAGAUCUACGUGGAGCGAAAGAUCCACCACGAGGGCUGGGGUGGCAAGAAGUCAGCGAAAGAACGCUGCGUUAUUCCCCAGGAGGACAUCUUCGAUUUCAUGAAAGGGAAGUUUGACAUUGAUGGGUACUUCAAGCAGCUCGAGGAGCAGGGCAUGUACUCGGAAAAGGCCAGAAAAAACAUGAAGGGCAUCGCAGUUGAGGUGAACAAGUUGAUCCAAGACAAGAAACUGCAGCCCAUCAUCCGUACUUCGUAUUACAGAUGUGCCUUUCAGCUUGCGACAGACAACAAAGUCCGCAUUUCCCUUGACACGCAGAUGUCGCUUCUAAAUGAGUACAUGGCCGGAGGACACCAGAACAAGCCCUGGUGCCAUAUAGCAUCAGACAGCUUGCAGCGGGACGACGUCUAUCGCUUCCCGUAUGCCAUCCUCGAAAUCAAGCUGCAGGAUGUGUCUGAGGCUCCCCUGUGGCUCCGGCAGACACUCAACGACAUCAGCGCGAUCCAAGUUCACAAAUUCUCCAAGUUUCAGCAUGCGAUGGCAUUCCUGCACCCACAGCGAGUACCAAUUCUGCCGCACUGGCACAAAGAUUUCCUGGAGUGGCAGAACAAGAAGGACGACGCCGAAGCCAAUUUCCGACGCCGGCAGAAGCUGAGCUCUAAGGAGCGAAUCCAGAUGACCCAGGGCUCUUCCUUCACGGAGCUCGACCUCACAGUACCGGCGGUGGAGAAGGUCGUCGCUCCUCAGGGAGAGGGCCAUUUCCUGAAGGAUAUGGAGAACCUGGACCCCAAAGCGGUCUUCGCAAACGAGCGGACACUGCUGCACUAUGCGGAGAAAGGCAUGUACGUGGCUGCUGUGGCAGUCGUCGCCAUGAACCAUGACAGUCGGGACGUCAAGAUCUUCGGCCUCAUCCUCGCCGCACUAACCUUCACUUACUAUGUGUGGAUUCUGGUUGCCUAUUUUCAGCGGCUCUCGGAGAUCACCGGGCGCUCCAAAGUGGUCAAGAAUCGCGAAGCUCGCUUGGAUUGGGAAGCUGGACCAUGGCUGGCAGCCGGCAUGGUCUUGGUGGUACUUGUCUACACCUUGAGCAAGGCACAGGAGGCGCCUCGAGAGAUUUGGACAAUUGCUGAGCAGCAGGUAACUCCGUCAGUCUUGAAGAACCUGUCCGUGAAGCCCUUUCCAGAUGUGCGCCCUCACACAUGGCGCGUGCUGUCAGUCCUGGUGAGGUCCCGCUCCGCUGCGCAACAGGCCUUGCAGUCCCAGGAAGUCCAGGAGCUCCUGUUGAACUUCCAAUCCGAGACCAGCACCGAUGCGCGCUAUGCAAAGCAUGAUCUGGUGAAAACUCUGCUGCAGUGGCAUUCGAACUGGCUCAGUGGCCUCCUGGACAGCCAGGUCUUCGAGCUGAUGUCGCAGUUUGCCGAGCAGGGGCCAUACUGGGUGCCCCGCGCUGCAGGGACUGCCAUGAGAGAUGAGGCAGCCUAG
Molecule: messenger RNA, 3849 nt
Organism: Symbiodinium sp. CCMP2592
Lineage: Eukaryota; Dinophyceae; Suessiales; Symbiodiniaceae
Source: the annotation of a GenBank genome assembly